AUGCACGCCGAAGGGUCUUCACCACCACCUCAAGAGAUAGAUACUCCUCCAAUAACUCAUUCAAACUCAGAAACCCCAACGCCCAGCGUAAAUGGAGGCAACGUGCAGCCAGCAACCUCCAGUGCUCCGUCCCGCAAACGGAAGCGACCACCGGCAACUGCCCCGUCUCCUGCACCUUCAGAUCCAGGAAGCAACACUGGGAACGGAGCAAAUGCGACAGAUCUUCUGCCAACCUCUCGGGCAGACCUUUCUUCAAGGCCUAUCCUCACAAUCUCACGUGGCCCCAUUUUCGUUCCAACGGCAGAAGGAUCGGAAUGGUUCAAGACCGAGAUGGUGGGCGUGAACCGCAUAGGAUACCGCUACGUACCCGCCGGUAUCAAUCCAGCAGGCUAUGCCUCACCCUGCCGUACGAUCGAGAGCAAUCCAACGUCACUCCGUGUCAGCUGGGAAGACCGCAGCCCCUUCCUCAAGGUGAAAAAAGAUGGGCUGAGCAUCUGCGGCAGCAAGGGCUUCCGCAGCGCGCGUUGUAACGCUCCAUUUCGCGAGGGGAAGUGGUAUAUGGAAGUCAAAAUCCUGCAUGGUGGCGGAGAACACGUCGUAGACGAGGCACGUCGCGAAGGAAGUCACGUAAGACUGGGGUGGGGACGGAGAGAAGCUCCUCUGAAUGCACCUGUGGGUCUGGACGGCUACAGCUAUGGCUUCCGCGACAAAACAGGCGAGAAGGUCACACUAUCUCGGCCACGGCCCUAUGGCCGUCCAUUCGGCACUGGCGAUGUUGUAGGGAUGUACAUCUCUCUUGCCCCGCGUCGGAAACCGAAUCCAAAAGACCCCCAUGAUCCAGCCCACCUGAAACGUGAACGAAUUCCUAUCGACUUGAAGGGCCAGGAAGUAUUCGAAAUCCUAGAAUACCCGCAGUCCAAAGAGAUGGCGGCACUCAUGGACUACUCUGGAAAAACCACAAAUUCCGCCUCCCUCCCGUCAACGGCCAAGAAGCCAGUAGGCGGGAAGCCAGAGCGCGGACCGUCUCAGCCUGGCUCGAAAUCUCCAGCGACGAACCUUCGCCCUCUGCCUAUCCUUCCUGGUUCUCGAAUAGCUUUUUUCGUCAACGGUGAGUGUCAAGGACUAGCAUUCCAGGACCUGUACGACUACAUCCCUCUACGUCAAACUGAGACACAACGAAAAGCAAACUCGCGAAGACGGGCGAGAGAAGGUGUGAAGGAGCAUCGAGAAAACUCCUUCGACGACGGCACGCUAGGAUACUACCCCUUCAUUUCCCUGUUUAAUGAUGCGAGUGUGCGUCUCAACCCUGGACCAGACUUCGAGUACCCUCCUCCAUCUGAUAUCGAUGCUUUUCUGGAUAGCAUGUCGUCUGAGCAACCCGUCAAACCUCCAGACUCCAGUCAUCCAGACCCUUCAGACAUAUCCAUAUCGAUAGAACUGUCUCAUCCUCCGCAAAACCCUAUGCCCGUCGCAGCCGAAGGUGCGGAUGUCAAACCAUCAAUUCCAAUUCCAAUGGACGUCGAAGCUACGGAAAACGCCAAUCGCACUUCUGCCUCCGACACCGACCCUGCACCUGCACCCUCUGCCUCUUCCUCGCGAACCUGGCGUCCCGCAUUCGAGCGCUACCCCGAGUUCAUGGCGGAAGAGUGGGCAUUUGAUGCACUGGAGGAGGAAGAGGCCAAGGUCGAGGCUGCCAAACAUGCCGCAGCGGACAAGGCGGAAGAGGAGAAGCGCAAGCAGCGUGAAAAGAGGAGGCAGCAGGCCGAAGCCCGUAAGAAGGCGCGGAAGGCGGCCGCUGAGCAGGCAGCAAACGCCACUUUGGCGGAGGAGGAGCACGAGAUUUCUCUUGGAAGGGAAGGAGGCGGCGGGAGGGCCACACCGGUGUCGGCGGUGUAUGGGCAUGUUGGGGUGCAUAGUACGCAGCCCAGCCCGAGUCCUCUGAGACAGUCAACGGCGUAUGAUGCGUUCGAAGAGGCUGUUGAGUACGUACCUUCGCCUGCGCCUACGUUUGCGUCGUAUGGCGAAGUUCAGGGUGGUCAGAGCGGGUAUACCUCCGAGAAUAAUCAGGAGCAGCAGAUGGAUGAUGAGAUGGAUGUAGAUCAGGAACUCGAGGCGAUCCUGGACAGUUAA
This is a messenger RNA of Cyclocybe aegerita, 2130 nucleotides long. NCBI's taxonomy places the organism in Eukaryota, Fungi, Basidiomycota, Agaricomycetes, Agaricales, Hemipholiotaceae. The record is from the annotation of a GenBank genome assembly.